CACAAUGCGACGAGAGUUUUUCCACUCCUCUAUCACAAUUAAUUUGUAGUGGGCUAAGAUGGUAGUGGUGGCCCACUGUUCAGAGCAUCUAUGGCCAAUAAUAAUAGCCUACCAAAACUUUUGACUAUUUGUUUAUGGUGCAAAGCACUGCACUCUACGUGAGUCAUCUCUCAUGAAAUGCUCGCUCUUGUCUUCUCCUCUCAAUGGAAUUGGAAAGCAGUCUAUUCAUUUCUCCAACUCUAACCAAAGAUCAUAUCAUCAGUCUUGUUCAUUGUCAAUGAAUGGGUGCCAAGGCGACCCAAGAGCUCCUAUUGGAACCAUAGAAACAAGAACGUUUCCUGCAGUUUCUAGCCCUGCAUUAGCCAUGGAACGUCUCAAUUCUGCCAUCUCUGACUUGGUUAAGUCCCAGCCUCCUCCUUACCAUUCCGGUAUCAUUCGUCUUGAGGUGCCAAUUGAAGAGCAGAUAGAAGCGCUUGAGUGGCUUCAUGCUCAGAACCAUGUCCUCCUCCCGCGCUGUUUCUUCUCCGGUCGAAGGCCAGCUGUUGAUUCUGAAAUGUGCUUCAAUGGAACUUCUCAUUCCUCUUCUAAAGUUGUCAGUGUAGCUGGUAUCGGCUCUGCUGUCUUCUUUACUCAUUUACGCCCCUUCUCCUUUGACGAUUGGCGUGCUAUCCGCAGGUUCCUCUCCAAGAAAUGUCCUCUAAUUCGUGCUUAUGGGGCAAUCCGAUUUGAUGCAACAGCCAAUAUAGGUCCUGAAUGGAGUGCUUUUGGUUCAUUUUAUUUCAUGGUCCCUCAGGUUGAGUUUGAUGAGCUUGAAGGAAGUUCAGUUAUUGCUGCAACAGUCGCAUGGGAUAAUGCUGUCUCUUGCACGUACCAGAGGGCAAUAGAAGCACUUCAGGCCACAAUAUGGCAGGUUUCCUCCGUUCUUAUGAGGGUGCAGAAAAAAAUAUCUUGUUCACAUAUACUCGCAAGUACUCAUGUCCCUGGUAAAGCAUCUUGGGACCAAGCUGUUAAGCGUGCUUUGCAAAUAAUAAGAAGAAACGACCCGAUGCUUAUCAAGGUGGUACUUGCUCGUAGCACCAGAGUUGUGACAGCUGCGGACAUUGAUCCUUUAACAUGGUUAUCUUGCUUAAAGGUUGAAGGAGAAAAUGCAUAUCAGUUCUGUUUGCAACCUCCCCAGUCAGCGGCAUUCAUUGGAAACACUCCAGAGCAGCUAUUUCAUCGGGACUGCCUCAGCAUUUGUAGCGAGGCUUUAGCUGGAACACGGGCUAGGGGUGGAUCAGAGCUUCUGGAUCUUAAGAUAGGACAGGAUUUACUAUCCAGUGCUAAGGACCAUAAUGAGUUUGCCAUCGUACGGGAGUGCAUAAGAAGAAAAUUGGAGGCUGUGUGUUCCAGCGUUUUAAUUGAACCAAAGAAAGCAAUAAGAAAAUUUCCAAGAGUUCAACAUCUUUAUGCUCGAUUGAGGGGGAGACUCCAGACUGAAGAUGAUGAGUUUAAGAUCUUGUCGUCCAUUCACCCUACUCCAGCAGUUUGUGGGUAUCCUACAGAAGAUGCACGGGCUUUUAUUUCAGAAACCGAAAUGUUUGACCGAGGAAUGUAUGCUGGUCCUGUUGGUUGGUUUGGAGGGGAAGAGAGUGAAUUUGCUGUUGGAAUAAGGUCAGCUUUGGUUGAAAAGGGUCUUGGCGCAUUAAUUUAUGCGGGAACUGGGAUAGUGGAAGGAAGUGAUUCAUCUCUAGAAUGGGAAGAGCUCGAGCUGAAGACUUCACAGUUCACCAAAUUGAUGAAACUUGAGGCACCUCUUUUGACAAGAGGAGAAAUUAGGACUAUCAAUCAGAAUCAGAAAGAUCUUAAACUGAUUGAUAAACAAUUUCUGCAAUUUAGUGAGAUGACAUCUUCUUGGAGGAGAGAUGAUAUACCUUGAGGGGAUCAAUGUCAAUCAUUUGAUAUUAACACCAUUAUCUUCAGCUUUUGAUAGCAGAUCAGAUGAACACAAUUUAGCUGCCAGAUUUAGUUACUCAAUUGACAGAUAAAACAGCAUCCAGAUCUUUAUUCUUAUUUUCUUUCAAUAUUUAUAUAAUUAGGUGCAGAAUUUUUGUCAGAGCAAGCAAUUAUGCCCUUCAAUUGGCACAAUACAAGAAGUAGAAAUUUUGUACAAUGAUUAUCUUGUACAGAUGUAUUUUCUUUUGGUAUGUACUCCUGACUCCAAAACCAGGGAUAUUGUUUAUUAGAAUACAGAAAACCUUCACGUUUGUAUUGCAGAAAUGAGUGAUUUCUAUAAUGCCUUGUUUAUUUGU
Nicotiana attenuata is the source of this 2291-nucleotide messenger RNA. RefSeq names its product isochorismate synthase, chloroplastic. Gene Ontology annotation, cellular component: plastid. Lineage: Eukaryota; Viridiplantae; Streptophyta; Magnoliopsida; Solanales; Solanaceae. The record is from RefSeq and is a predicted model, not a curated record. Bases 173 to 1918 code for a protein of 581 amino acids. Gene Ontology annotation, biological process: phylloquinone biosynthetic process. Gene Ontology annotation, molecular function: isochorismate synthase activity. The transcript has 17 exons.